UCAAAAUCUUACAAAUCAAACUUUGGGGAAUUUUGGAGAAAUUAAAAAAGCACAGAGAGCAUAAGAAAAACAAAAAAUGGCAUCCUUGAGCUUAACUAGCAUAACACCCCAACCGACAACAGGAUUUUCAUUGAAGAACAACAACAAUUACAGUUACCCGACAACAAAGUUCCUUCCUAAGAAGAGACAUGUUCUUCUUACAUUAGCAACACCUUCUCCACAAACCAGUUCAUCAACAACAUCAGAACAGCCUGAAAUCGAGCUGGAAUUUCUUGGGCCGAAGCCAGGAAGUGAUGGUUCGUAUCCAGUGGAUAAAGCUACAGCAAUAAGUGGACAAAAGCUGCUGAGGAACAUCAUGUUGGAUAACAACAUUGAGCUUUAUGCUGCCUAUGGAAAAGUGAUGAACUGUGGAGGUUUUGGAAACUGUGGAACUUGCAUUGUAGAGAUUGUAGAUGGGAAAGAUCUUUUGAAUGAAAGAACCAAGGAUGAACUUCGAUAUCUCAAGAAGAAACCAGAAUCUUGGAGGCUUGCUUGUCGAACUAUUGUGGGAAAUAAGGAGAACUCUGGCAAGGUUGUUGUUCAAAGGCUGCCCCAAUGGAAGAAGUGAGAAAGAGAUUCAUGAGUGAAUUUCAUAACAUUUUAUGUUUGCCACUCAUUUUUUUUACUGUGAAUUUUUAGUUAAAAAUUUGUAUUGUAUUUAUUAGAACAUUGAAAUUUUAUGAUGGUAGGAUAUUUGGAAAUGAUAGGACAUGAAAUAAUUUUAUAUUA
This is a messenger RNA of Gossypium raimondii (Peruvian cotton), 768 nucleotides long. RefSeq names its product photosynthetic NDH subunit of subcomplex B 3, chloroplastic. Gene Ontology annotation, cellular component: mitochondrion. Lineage: Eukaryota; Viridiplantae; Streptophyta; Magnoliopsida; Malvales; Malvaceae. The record is from RefSeq and is a predicted model, not a curated record. Bases 77 to 607 code for a protein of 176 amino acids. Gene Ontology annotation, molecular function: 2 iron, 2 sulfur cluster binding. The transcript is spliced from 6 exons. Gene Ontology annotation, biological process: P450-containing electron transport chain.